AUCACAACUCACAACACACCACAGAUCACAAGUAGUACUACAGGCUACGUACUGAGAGCGCUGCCUAUACGUCGCCAAUAGGCCAAGACAUCGAUACGACGAUAUGGCCGGAAGGAAGGUGAGCAGCAGCAGUGCCGUGGCCAUGGCCAUAAUGGCGGUCGCGCUGCUGGUCAUGGCGGCCGAGGCCGGGACGUGCAACGUCGACGCUGACGCGGUGGUGAACCAUUGCAAGUCCGCCUGCUCGAGCUGGUGGUGGGGCGGCGGGGCAAGGCCGUCUCAGGGCUGCUGCAACGCCCUGAGAUACGCCGACUUCGGCUGCGUCUGCCGCAACUACUGGGGAAUACUCAGGAGCACGCCCUACGCCGGCUGCGCCAUGGCCAUCCCUUCCAGGUGCAACAUCCGGGGCGCGCCCAGCUCGUGCUAGCUCGGAGCGAGGUGACCUAGCAUGCAUGCAUGCCAGCAGCUUCGGCUCCGACCCGCCGGUCACAAACUCACGAGGUCACGAUCGACAAAAUUUGGCUCCACUCAAUCCGUACCCCAACUGAUGGUUGUGUCAAUAAUUUGGAGACACGUUGUUUUUUCCACUCCUUCGCGUUAGUUUGUGUGAGUUAUUCGUUUCGAGUUCUUGUUCGUAUGGUUCGAGUCUACAUUUGUGUGAGAGUACAAUCUAUUUAAUCGCAUGGAUGUGCGUUGAAAUACAACACAGUUUCAAUCCUA
Zea mays is the source of this 717-nucleotide messenger RNA. Its product is annotated as male-cone protein 1. NCBI's taxonomy places the organism in Eukaryota, Viridiplantae, Streptophyta, Magnoliopsida, Poales, Poaceae. Bases 104 to 424 code for a protein of 106 amino acids. Gene Ontology annotation, biological process: systemic acquired resistance. Gene Ontology annotation, molecular function: fatty acid binding. The transcript has a single exon. The record is from RefSeq and is a predicted model, not a curated record.